Molecule: messenger RNA, 1839 nt
Organism: Aspergillus niger
Lineage: Eukaryota; Fungi; Ascomycota; Eurotiomycetes; Eurotiales; Aspergillaceae
Exons: 4
Coding region: 1-1839 (612 amino acids)
Source: RefSeq, a predicted model, not a curated record
AUGUGUCCGGUUCUUACCCCCACUUCACAGGGAAGCUCCACCAAACGUAAAAUGAACCGUCCGAACCAUGAACGUCAACAAAAUCCGGCCCUAAAAGAAGAUGGUGAAGAACCUAGCGGCGACAUUGGGAGAUCUUUGGCAGCAUCAAGUGCGAAGUUUGAGGUCAGGCACAACUCUUCGUCUAAGAACAAGCGAAUAAAUCCAUUUUCUCAUUUGAGAUAUUCGACUCUCCCUGUUAUAGUUACGCCGUUCUUAGACCCUGCUAGCAAUCUAAUUCAGAAGAAAGACUCCUUGGUCCGAUCCAGCGCCGUUGUUUUCGAGAUGGACGCGGACAUUUGGUUCCGGGAAUGGGCGUCAAAAAAGGGCCAGAAGCUAUCGAAUAUACAAAUAGAACGGCUUGUCACUCUUACAAAACAAUGGAAAAACACUGUUACAUCUGAUACUUUGGGCGUUUGGACCUCAGACCCUUCGGCUGAAUUCUGGGGAUUUGAACCUUACCGUACAGAGGGCGCGUGGGUACGGGAAUGUCUGGAGAUCAAAGUCCCAACAUUCAUGGACGGUGACAAAACCACUGAGGACUGUGAGAAAGUCUCUGCACGCCGCAGGGUCCUUCUUAUUAUUCUUCAUGACAUCAUUCAAAGGGAAAUACUGCGAUUGCGAGCAUCUUCCCAGGCCCAGUCAGUCAAGUUUCUUACCGCAGCUGUCAGAAAUAUUGUGGCACAAGCUUAUCCUGGAAAGGAUAUCCAGAAGUUAUGUAAUAAAUGUAUCCAUCUUCAAAGGUUUGAAAGGGCUAAGAUAGAAAAUAUUGAGAUGGAGGCGCUUGUUGCGUUCGGGGAAGCGACCUAUGAUAAAAAGCAUCAAAAUGAUAUGCAGGAGGCAUUUUUAUGCAUUCUAAAUACCUGUCCAUUUAGACAAUCUGGAAAUUCGAAGCCGCGGCUUCCCUCAAAAUCGACACGAAAGCGCCUCCGGAAAAAGGCCGCAAGAAUGAAGCAUAUACAGAAACCUUCAGCGUCUCCGACUACCUCUCGCCACAAUGAAAACCAAGUCAUCCAGAAUUUCCCCACACCGCGACAUGACACUUUCAGCUCCCUAGAAAAACCGCCGGGCUCGAGUAGAAACUCUACUGCGCACCUUAGCGAAGCUCAGAAUGCAGCUUUGGUUAGAACGCAACCAUCACAGCUACAAGAGGAAAACCAGACUCGAGAAACAUGCGAAAACUCUCCCAUGCCUUGUGUCCCCGUACAGCUUUAUUCUCCUGGUGAUAAUCUUUCACUUGGUGAGAAUAUGCUGUUCAUCUCUCGGAGUGCGACGAAUCCCUUUGAUCCUCACCAGGGUAUCCAUCCGCUUAGUGAUAACAUACUGUUCCACUCUCAAAAUACAGUAAAUUUCUUUGACCCUCAUCAGGGCAUCCAUCCGCUUGGUGACGAUAUACAGUUCAGCUCUGAAAAUGCGGCAAACUUCUUUGAUCCUCAUCAGGGUAUCCAUCCGCUUGGUGAUAAUAUGCUGUUCAGCUCUGGAAAUAUGGCAAAUCCCUUUGAUCCUUAUCAGGGUAUCCAUCCACUUAGUGAUGAUAUUCUGCCCAGCUCUCAAAACACGGCAAAUUCCUUUGAUCCUCAGCAGGGUGUCCAUCCGCUUCGUGAUAAUAUGCUGCUCAGCUCUCAAAACACGGCAAAUCCCUUUGAUCCUUAUCAGGGUAUCCACCCACUUAGUGGUGAUAUUCUGCCCAGCUCUCAAAACACGGCAAAUCUCUUUGAUCCUCAGCAGGGUUGCCAUCCGCUUGAGGGAAUUAUUCAGUCCAAUACUGAGAGCCUAGUGUAUCCCUUUGAUCCCACCACAUAG